AUGUCUGAAAAUCCGAGAGGAUUUACAUUAACUUAAAUUACUCAAAUGUUAGAGGAAAAAGUAACUGAAAUUUAAGCAAAUCUUGAUUAGAAAAUUUCUGAAUUACCAUCAUUGAUUGAAUUACUCAAACAUGAUAAUAUAUUUAUUGUUCAGAUGACAAUUAUGGCAUUAACUGAUUUAUUUAUUGAUAUUGCUCCAUUAUAUAUAAUUGAUUAAUAAGCACAUGAAUUUUAAAUUACAAAAUUUAUCAAAAAAGAAGAAAAAUAAGUACUCAAUUUUGAAUUAAGUUUAAUUAAAAAUUAUUACUAAUUUAUUAAAGCUCAAUUUACUUUUGUUAAAUUGAUAAAUUAAGGCCCUCUUGUAGAAACCUGUUAUUAAAGGUAAUACUAUAUCUAGAUAUAUAUAUAUUAAUUUUAGUUUAUGUAAAUUAUUGAAUUCAUUAUUUCAUUAAUAGAGAAUUAGAUUAGUAUAUUACUUAUGGUUUAUUUACAUGUAAUUAAAUAUGUUAUAAUUCUCUCUCUAAUAUCCUAAGCAAUAAAAAGAAUUCUUUACAUGAGUCUAAAUUAUAAAUCUUGAUUUAAAUAUAAAAACUUUAUUAGGCUAAGCAUGAAGAUUAAUUACAAGAUAAUCCAGAAGAUUUAGUUAAUUAAAUUUAAAUAGAUACUAAAUUUUUACCAUAAGAAUUAGAAAAGUAAGGAAAGGAGAAGAAGAGAGCAGCAAAGCAAAAGAUAAGAGAAUAUUUUAGUUAAAAGGAGAAAGAUAAGAAAAAAAAAAAUUGA
Messenger RNA from Paramecium sonneborni, 779 nucleotides. NCBI's taxonomy places the organism in Eukaryota, Ciliophora, Oligohymenophorea, Peniculida, Parameciidae. The record is from the annotation of a GenBank genome assembly.